Epinephelus moara (kelp grouper) is the source of this 1545-nucleotide messenger RNA. RefSeq names its product YJU2 splicing factor homolog (gene yju2). The transcript has 8 exons. Bases 116 to 1147 code for a protein of 343 amino acids. Gene Ontology annotation, biological process: mRNA splicing, via spliceosome. NCBI's taxonomy places the organism in Eukaryota, Metazoa, Chordata, Actinopteri, Perciformes, Serranidae. Gene Ontology annotation, cellular component: U2-type catalytic step 1 spliceosome. The record is from RefSeq and is a predicted model, not a curated record.
ACAACCGGAAGUGUACGGUGAAGCUUACAAGCGGCUAGCAGUGUUGUGGGAACGGCUCUCAGUGUUACCAUUUUAGCGUUUCUUUCUCCACGUCUGGUUUCCAGCACAAACAACAAUGUCUGAAAGAAAAGUAUUAAAUAAAUACUACCCCCCGGAUUUUGAUCCAUCCAAAAUCCCAAAACUUAAACUCCCUAAAGAUCGUCAGUAUGUGGUCCGAUUGAUGGCUCCAUUCAACAUGAGGUGUAAAACAUGUGGCGAGUACAUCUACAAGGGGAAGAAGUUCAACGCUCGCAAAGAGACGGUUCAGAAUGAGCUGUACAUGGGACUUCCUAUCUUCCGUUUCUACAUCAAAUGUACUCGAUGCCUUGCUGAGAUUACAUUCAAGACCGACCCAGAGAACACAGACUAUGCCAUGGAGCACGGUGCAACACGAAACUUCCAGGCAGAGAAACUGAUUGAGGAAGAAGAGAAGAGAAUCCAACAGGAGAGGGAAGAAGAGGAACUGAACAACCCUAUGAAGGUGUUGGAGAACCGCACAAAGGAUUCCAAGAUGGAGAUGGAGGUUCUGGAGAACCUCCAGGAGCUGAAGGAGCUGAACCAGAGGCAGGCUCAGGUGGACUUUGAGGGAAUGAUCGACCGGUACAGAGAGCUGGAGAAGAGAGAAAAGGAAAGGGAGAAAGAAGAGGAUGAGCGAGAGACAAAAGAGAUGUUGGAUCGUGCCCUGGUGAAAAGACUCCGAGAUUCUGACUCUGAUUCAGACGAGGAGGAGGAGAGCAGCAGCUCGCAGUCAAAGCAACCCAGCACAGACAAACCAACAGACAUCCUCACUGCUGUCAAACCCACAGACACACAGGGAACCUCAGCCAGUGGAGUGAAGAAGGCCAAGGUGGAGAGCUGGGAGAGGAGUGUGGGGACGCUGGGCAGUAAAGGGGCACUGGGGUCCCUGGUUGUACGAAAGAAACCAACAGCUGCAGUCAACAAACCCAGUCCAACGGCAGUCGCUGCUGCUCCCACGUCACAAACAGAUUCAAAGGCAUCCGCAGCUGACUCCAAGAAUGCAUCUCAGCCCGUCACCACGCAAAAUGGGUCGUCAUCUCUCAGCCUGCUGGGGGCGUAUUCAGACAGUGACAGCAAUGACAGCGAAUGAAUAGAAGAUGCUCCGGAUGGUUUUUGAUUUGAGUGACUGACACAUAAUUAUAUAAAUGAUGCAUAAAGGAAUAUAAUUAUAUGGACCGUUUUGUGUUGCUGCACAGAAAUCAAAAUCACUUGUAAACCAGUUUGUGGGUCUGUCCUAUCAAAACCUUUCUGCAAAGAGGCGACUGGUGAUAAGUCAGUUUGUUGGUGAGCAGGAAUUCUAUCGUCCGCUAUCCAAAACCCAGUAAAAACCAAAAUAAUCUCCCUCAGCUGAGCCACUGGUUCAUGGUUUGUGUUGUUACUGAGGAUUUAAUAGAAAAAAUGUUAAUGUUUGAACUUUGUGACUCAGAUUUUUCCUGGGAAAGUACCAGGUGUAUAUUUUAGUGUUUAUUAAAAUCUGUUUAACAUUAA